CCUCUCAAAAUGCCACCUCGCAACGGUGUUCAAGGAUACGUCUCUUUCCCGCAAGUACCGUCAGGACGGACCACAACGACUAUGUGUCCGUCUGAGCCAGGUCUGAAUACAUCAUGCAGCUCAAUAAAGCCCCCCUGAGAAACACCGAUGAAAGAAAGAGCUCCACGCACCGAUCACACAGCGAUGGCAUAUACGAGCAUGACACCCCUUCGAGCAACACGACACCCCCUCGUGUGCCCGACUGCCACGAAAAAAUUCUGCGAUCAGGCAUUGCGAUCAGGCGUUGAACGAACGGACGAUCCGCACAGCAAUCACAGUGAUGGCAUAUACGAGCACGACACCCCUUCGAGCACGCGACACCCCCUCGAGCAGCACGCACGACACCAUCGAGCACACGACACCCCCUCGUGUGCCCGACUGCCACUAGAAAACUGCGAUCGGGCAUUGCGAUCAGGCGUUGAUCCACACACCAAUCACAGAGCGAUGGCAUAUACGAGCACGACAUCCCCUCGAGCAACACGACACCCCUUCGUGUGCCCGAGUGCCACUUAGAAAUUCUGCGAUUCACACACCAAUCUCUCUCAUAGGACCAUCGAAUCCUCACAGACCCACGCAUGGACUCUCUUUGCCUGCCACAGAGCUGCGCGAAAAAAGCCCCAUCGCCAUCGCUUCAGUCAAGUCAACCCAAAACAACGCACCGCCACCAAAGCACCUCCAUCAAAACGGGACAGCGCGAGAGCAAGGCCAAGAAACCAGUACGAAAAGAAGGCAGAGCGGUGGCAUAUAUGAGACACACGACGCCCCUCGUGUACCCGAUCCACACACCAAAUCUCUCUCAUAGGCCCAUCAAGCUUUCAGCGACGGACCACUUGUGCGCAUACUUAGGCACCCUGUCGACCGCGAAGCGCACGCAGGCCGCCACCCACGACACCCAAUUGCUCGAUCAUCUUCUCCAAUUCCUGUAAGAAACAAGAGCACACACCGCACAGCGCAUAAAGUUCCCUGUCACUAAGAGGGAAAAGACAACGCUGACCUCAAUGCGAUCCUUGAGCUCUUGGAUUUCCUGGUGGGCGCCCUUCUCGUCGGGCACCCACAGGACGCGCUCGGCCAUCCUGUGUCGGUCACAAACAGAGGCCAUGAAAUGCGUGUUGGCGACACAGUAAGGGCUCGCGUGUCUCCUCCUUACUCGGGGAUUCCUUCCACUUCGCGCACUUCUAGCGUCUCGGCAUCGAUGAUGGCCAGGCCGAAGGUGUUGAACUCACUGCAUUCACACAAACACCGCACAUGUGUACAUCAGCACACCGACCACACCCGGUGGUGUCGGUGCGCCAGUACAGCUAUGGUGCGUUGCUUACUCGUCAGCAAGGGUUGUAGCAAUCCACGGGCCACCGCGCUCCACAGCUCGGUACUGGUUGCCAGGGCCGAGCUCUGAGAGAAGAAGACAGACCAGAGAAAUGAAAAGACCGGCAGGUGUCUCGGCUGAAGUUUCGCAUGCACCCACCAAGGAUCUCAUAAGGGGACUCUUCACCGUCAAUCAGAGCGGUCAUAUCAAGCACAGCAAUGCCCUCACGCUCAAGGCCCACAAACGCCUGUGUGUCAUUUCGUCAAAAGCAAUCGUCUGUGCCUGCCCUUGUUUGUAGUGCAUGUGCAUAGCACUUACCAGCCAGUGCGACACGUUCUGAGGGUCCGGGUGGGUGUUGUAGAAUGCAACCUUCCAGGGCCUAAGUCACAAAACCACGAGAGAGAUCGAAAAUGAGGCAGUCUUGGUGGCGUGAGAACAAGAGAAAGAGCUCAUCACACAAGAGUCGUCGGGUGUCCUUACUCAGGCAGCGUCACCGAAAAGACCUCAGUCUCGGCAUCGCGACUGGUCUUGCGAAGAAUGUGAGUCUUGUUCUCACGGCGGUCCCCUACGAACACGAGGUCCCCGGCGUCAGGCACGGCGUAGGUCGCUCCGUUCAUAGGCGCGUGACGGAACAACGGCUCGAGAGUUUCGGCAUCCACCUCCCAAAUAGCGCCUGAACAACCAUUCCAACCACACGGUUUCAGAGCUUCACUGGUGGCGUGUACAUGUAUGUCGAGGUGUGCUUACGCUCGUCAGCCGGUUUGGUGCACUCGACAACGAGGACGUUGGCGUCUUUGAAGACCGCAAGGUCGUGGGUUCCGAGACAGCCGACACCAGACUCGUCGAUAGGGUCAGACAUAUUAAUGAACCUGACGUAGUCUUUGUUCUCCAAAUCCAUCUCGUGGAUGCCAGGGUCCACUGCAGUGACAAGCACGAUAAUGUGACCGUUGAGUGUCACAUGCAGGAGCCUUACAGGACGUAGUGGCGAAGGCCAUGGAUCCCCACUGACAAAAAAAAAGGGAGUAGCCAGACACAAGUGAGCACAUCGUACGAGGACAGGAACCUUUGUUAGUGAUAGUGCUUGUGGAUCCACGUGUCAGGCAUACCUCAGAGUCGAAGAGGAACUUUCCGUGGCUCGGGGUCUCAUUGUACGCCUUCACUCCGGGGUAGUGCAGCUCAGUGAGAUCCUGCGUGCAGGACAGAACGUAGCAAACUCGGCGUAACCGACGAUCGAGGCCAACACACAUCACAUACCUGGAGGCUCAGGACGUCAAACUGGCCUUCAUAGUCCGAAUGCGACCAGACCUGUCAUGCACCGCACCGCACAUUGUAUUGCAUCGCACAUAUGACACCACACAACGAACGGGUGGACGUACCUCGCGGCGGAAUGGGACGUAAUAAAUGUGGUAUGGGCGCUCGCCAACCUACAAGCCACGAGCAAAUCCUUGAUAUCGCAAGAAGGGUGUAUCUUUCUCUGGAACGUACGAGCAUUCUAGAAUGGAUGGAAACCGGAUCCGUGUUGAACACGUACAGCUCGCUGUCGCCCUCUUCGUUUCGCUCGGUGAUCACGGGGUAUCCGUCUGCGUACACGGGGUCGCUCCACAGCUCAGCAUCGAGGGCAAGACGGUUCACAACUCUGAAAAGAGUCCAUGUCACAUCAUUGUGAGGUGUGCUGAGUGACCUGUGCCAGCAUGGCCCUCUUGCCUGUCCUGGGUACUUGAUACCUGGCGCUGACAGGGUCGACCACAACGAGAGUCUUGUUGCCCCAAACCCAGAAAUGGCCUGCAGGAAGCGAAAGUGAGAGACAAGCAAGAGUGUGAGGCAAGCAAAAUCUGAGCGACAAGGGGUCCUUCCCUCCCUCCCUCCCACCGUGCGGCUCCAUCUGGCUGGCUUCGUCGCCAUUGUAUCCACCAUGCGUUACAGUUGCCAACAGGAUGAAGCAGAAGACUCGAGCGAUCGAUAGAGUCAUGGUGCCUUUGCUGUUUGCAGAGGGGACAAAGAUCUUCCUGCCCUCAACAGUCGGACAACAGUCGGAGCGACGGACAGCUGGGAGCGACGGAGGGAAGGCCAGAUAUGCGGACAACAGCCUCCCGGAGGUGGAUCCCAAAAGAGACGGGACAGGGGGC
Vitrella brassicaformis is the source of this 3468-nucleotide messenger RNA. NCBI's taxonomy places the organism in Eukaryota, Vitrellaceae. The record is from the annotation of a GenBank genome assembly.